This is a messenger RNA of Ectocarpus siliculosus, 1713 nucleotides long. The record is from the annotation of a GenBank genome assembly. Lineage: Eukaryota; Phaeophyceae; Ectocarpales; Ectocarpaceae.
AUGGCGAAUUCCUUGCUGGUGUGCCUGGUAGCGGCUGCGCUGGCCGCCGUGAUGGCUGCCCUGCCCGCAGCAGAAGCCCGAGACACCGCUACCAUGUCCGGCGGGUACCAGCACUCGUGCGUCGUGACGGCUGACGCUACCGUCAAGUGUUUCGGGUACAACAAGAACGGUGAGCUUGGCCUGGGCGACGCAGAGACCCGCGGGGAUGAGUCUGGGGAAAUGGGUGACCUUCUCCCGGACGUGGAUCUCGGCACCGGGGCUGUCGCGAUCGCGGUGUCGGCUGGUUGGCAGCACACCUGCGCGCUGCUGGAAGGCGGGAGCGUCAAGUGCUGGGGUCGCAACGACUGGGGCCAGCUCGGCAAGGGAGAUUUUCUUGACCGCGGGGACGACCCCGCUACCAUGGGCAACAACCUCACGGCCGUUGAUCUCGGCACUGCGCCGUCCGGGAACGGAACAGCGGUAGCCGUCGCGAUAACGACGGGCCAGCAGUUCACCUGCGUGCUUGUGGAGGGCGGCGGCGUCAAGUGCUUCGGCCGAAACGACGAGGGCCAGUGCGGCCGCGGAAACCUGGACACGAACGUCGGCAGCAACGGUCUGGAGGACAUGGGCGAUAACCUCCCUUACGUGAAUCUCGGUACCGGCGUCGAGAUGAUAUCGGUAUCCUCGGGCACCGCUUCCACCUGCGCCGCUCUCCUGGGAGGCGGGGUCAAGUGCUGGGGGGGGAACAGCUACGGUGGCCUUGGGGUCGGGGACUCGUACAACGUGGGGGAUGAGGAAGACGACAUGGGAGACAACGUCCAGGAGGUGGACCUCGGAACCGGUGAGACAGGCUACUACGUUGCGUACGGCCUCCGACACGCGUGCGCUAUCCUGAUGGGAGGCAGCGUCAAGUGCUGGGGGGACAACAGGUCUGGGCAGCUGGGCCUCGGGCACGUCGAUACCAUCGGCGACGACCCCUUCGAGAUGGGGGAUGACCUGCCCUACGUCGAUCUCGGCGCAGGGAACACGGCAACCUCGCUCUCCCUAGGAGAGAGCCACACCUGCGCCAUUCUGGGGGAUGGCAGCACCAGGUGCUGGGGCAAGGGUUUCGCGGGACAGCUGGGAAGGGGGGAGUACUACUCCCGGGGCAAGUACGUCGGUGAGAUGGGCGCGGGGCUGGCCGCCGUCGACCUGGGAACGAACGCGACGUCGUCUUUCUUAGCCGCGGGGGCGGACUUCACCUGUGCUGGGCUCGACGACGGCAGCGUCAAGUGCUGGGGGCUAAACGAGCUGGGCGCCCUUGGCCUGGGAGACACGGAUUCUAGGGGGGACGGCGCCGACGAGAUGGGCGACUCUCUCCCGGCGAUCGAUCUGGGCACUGGGGUGACGGUGGCGUCAGACAUCGUAGUGGACGACCCUGCCACGCCUGCGCCAACCCUCGCGCCGACGCCGUCCCCUACGACGCAGGCGCCUACCCCCCAGGUGACGCCCCAGCCGUCCACACAGCAACCCAUGGGUGCUUCGUCGACUCCGGUCGCUUCCACUCUCGAGCCCUCCUCAAGCGUGGCGGCCGAACCGACGGUGGAACCGACAGCAGAACUGAUAGCAGAACCAACGGAAGAACCAACGGAAGAACCAACAGCGGCAGAGUCGACGACGGAGGAACCGACGCCUUCGCCCACCGCAGGUAUUGAUGACUGGCAGGACCUGGUACACAGCACCCCGCGUCGUUAA